GUCGCGUGGUGUUGGUGUUUUUUUUUUUUUGCUGUUUUAGACACGAGGCGUGUCAGGAGACACUAAAACGAAUAUACAUCAGUUACGUUAAGCUAAGCAUUUGUUUCCAGGGGGUAAUUUAGAAGACGGACUUGUAAACAGUGCAAGCGUGGCGCUAAGUCCGUGCGCGUGCAGCCAACCAACAUGAGCCGAUAUGUAGCCGUGCCGAUAGCUUUACCUUUGGUGUAAACGUCUGGGCACGAGUCCAGGAAAUGUGACACGGGCAGCUGACGCUUCCAGGUCCCGGUCGCUUUAGUUCUAUUUGAAUAUCAUUGCUACUAGCGUGACAGAAUAGCAGUCAGUGGAAAUGAAAUUACUCUUUCUUGCCUGCCUUAAACCCAAAACUGGAAACCAUACUACAGCCGAGAGAAUAAGGUCCCACAUUGAAUCAGCAGGACACAUUUGUGAGCUCAGAGAUGCAGGAGAAUUUCAAUCUUCUGCAGACGUGAACAGUCUGGUGUCCCACUAUCCUCCUUUCGAAGGCGCACUAGCCAUUCAUCUGUACAGAGCUGGCAGACUUCUCUUGGACGUGCAGCUACCCUUUGGUGUCAUUUUUGGCGGAACCGACAUAAAUGAAGAUGUGAAAGUUGAACACAAGCGUGUGGUUAUGGAGCAGGUGCUGCGGAAAGCCAGGUUUGCAGUUGCAUUUACGGCCAAACUGAAAGAAGAGGCAGAAAUACACUUGAUGUCACAGAGCAGUAAAAUCUACGUGCAGCCUCAAGGUAUCCAGACGGAAAUUGCUGAUAAUUUCUGCUGGACGGAAUUCUUGAGGAGCUCAGGUGUAGAGAGCGAACAUGUGGAUGAGCUCCAUGUCUUCUUGUUAGUGUGUGGUCUGAGAAGCGUCAAGGACCCACUUUAUUUGGUGGAAGCUUUUUCAGGGUGGCAUUAUGAAAAUGUUCCAAAUAUACUAAUAAUUCUUGGACCAAAUAUUGAUCCAGUUCUUACUGCUGAAGUCAAAUCUGCUGUUAAAAGAACAACGGGGGUCUUUUUAGCCCACGAAAGGAGCCAACAGGAGGUGCACGCUGCCAUGAAAAGGAGCUUUGCUGUUGUCAACAGCUCUGUUUCAGAGGGCAUGUCAGCAGCCAUUCUAGAGGCCAUGCACCUCAGGGUGCCCGUGUUAGCGAGAAACAUCCCAGGGAAUGCAGCUGUGGUGCAGCAUGAGGUCACCGGCUUGCUGUACUCUUCACCUCAGGAUUUUCUACGCCAGUCUCAGAGGUUACUGUCGGAUCAGGAGCUAAGGGAAAGAGUGGUCAGGAAUGGAAAACUCUACGUGGAAGAGCAUCACUGCUUGGAAAAAGAAAGAGAAACUUAUCAGCAGCUGGUGGACUCGCUGCACUCAGUGUAGGCCACGCCACUCAGCCCAGUGAUUCAGGACUUCAGCAGGAAAAAGAUGCCGAACAUACCUUGGAUGGAAACUGUUUUAUAUUCUUAUUUUAAUUUGCACUGUAUGGUCAUGUUUGUCUUAAAUGGGGUGGUGCAGUACUUGAGCACAUUUAUUUACAUAUAUUUAUGCUUGUUUCAUUGAUGCUAAAUUUGAAAUAAGCAAAAGUGCAAUGCCGUUGUAUUUAUUGUUUAUUUUACAAAUAAAAAUGGAGGCAGGCAUCUCUUGCCUGGCUUUGACUUAA
Molecule: messenger RNA, 1664 nt
Organism: Oryzias melastigma (Indian medaka)
Lineage: Eukaryota; Metazoa; Chordata; Actinopteri; Beloniformes; Adrianichthyidae
Gene: glt1d1
Product: glycosyltransferase 1 domain containing 1
Exons: 12
Coding region: 347-1384 (345 amino acids)
Molecular function (GO): glycosyltransferase activity
Source: RefSeq, a predicted model, not a curated record